AUGGUUAUCUUCAUUUGUAACCCCAUUUUCUUCACUAUCGCAAUUUUCAUGUUCUCAAUUUGGGCUAUACACAAGUUAUUCUCAAUCGAAACAGUGAAGAGAAAAUGGAGAAACAUAGAAGAUUGGUUCCACGUGUAUCAUGUGUUCAAUGUUCCAGAACUAAGCGACAACAUGCAGUACAACACUUUUUACAGAAAACUCUCUAUAUACUUUCAUUCUCUUCCUUCUCUCCAAGACUCACACUUGAAUAACCUAAUCACUUCCGAUUAUAACCAAAACGACGUCGUUCAAUCCCUCGCCCCUAACCUAACCGUUCAAGAUCAUUUUCUCGGAGCCACUCUCUACUGGUUCAACCAAACCGAACCGAACCGGAUCUUCAUUCUCAAGAUCAGAAAAAUCGAUAAACGAAGAAUCAUUCGUCUUUAUCUUCAACAUAUUCACGCCGUCGUUGACGAAAUCGAGAAACAAGGAAAACGUGAUUUACGGCUUUACAUGAACGUUAACGCCGGUGGCGGUGUACGAUGGAGAUUCGUUCCGUUCAAUCAUCCUUCUACAUUUGAAACAAUCACAAUGGAACUAGAUCUCAAAAACAAACUCAAAUCCGAUCUAGAAUCGUUCCUCAAAGGUAAACAAUACUAUCAUCGGAAUGGCCGUAUCUGGAAACGAAGCUUCCUGUUAUACGGUCCUUCCGGCACCGGAAAAUCAACCUUCGUUGCCGCCAUGGCCAAUUUCCUCUCCUACGAUAUCUACGACAUAGACCUAUCAAAACUUCACGGCGAUACGGAUCUGAAAUCUCUCUUCCUCCAAACAACGUCGAAAUCGAUCGUUCUAGUUGAGGAUCUAGAUCGGUAUCUUGAUCAGAAAUCAUCUACGAGAAUGAGUUCAUCGGCGAUGUUGAAUUUCAUGGACGGAAUAUGGAGCGGCGAAGAGAGAGUGAUGGUUUUCACGAUGAACAGCAAAGAGAAUGUGGAUCCGGAUCUACUUCGUCCGGGUCGGGUCGACGUACAUAUCCAUUUUCCUCUUUGUGAUUUCUCAUCCUUCAAAACGCUUGCUAGUAACUACCUUGGUGUGAAGGAUCACAAGCUUUUCCCUCAGGUGGAAGAAAUUUUCCAAAACGGAGCGAGUUUGAGUCCAGCAGAAAUCGGUGAGUUGAUGAUCACGAACCGGAACUCGCCGAGUCGUGCGAUUAAAUCAGUCAUCACAGCAUUGAAAACAGACGGUGAUGGAAGAGGGUGUAAAUCGAUCGAACGGCGCACAGGGAAUGACGGUGAUGACGUGGAUGAGGGUGUAGGUGAUCCUUCGUUUAAAGAGAGAAAGAAACUUUAUGGGUUUUUAAAAUUGAGGGCUUCUAGAAGAAAAUCUUGUUCGUCGUCGCCUAACAACAGUGCAUUUGGAAGUCCGUUACGAAUUUCUGAGUCAUGA
Messenger RNA from Vicia faba (fava bean), 1422 nucleotides. Lineage: Eukaryota; Viridiplantae; Streptophyta; Magnoliopsida; Fabales; Fabaceae. The record is from the annotation of a GenBank genome assembly.